This is a messenger RNA of Benincasa hispida (wax gourd), 1004 nucleotides long. Its product is annotated as protein LURP-one-related 4. NCBI's taxonomy places the organism in Eukaryota, Viridiplantae, Streptophyta, Magnoliopsida, Cucurbitales, Cucurbitaceae. The record is from RefSeq and is a predicted model, not a curated record.
AAAAGAAGAAGAAGAAGAAAAAAAAAAAAAGAAAAACUCCCUAUAAAUUCCCCUAUCUCUCAUUUCUACCUUCUUCAUCAAACUUUUAAACCUUAUUCUCUCUCUUCCAUCUCAAUGGCCAAAGUGUACCCUCAAACCUUACCGUCGCCGUCGCCGUCAUCAUCUCCGUCGUCUUCAUCGCUCUGUUCCGAAACCGAAAGCGAAACCUUCACAAUUUGGAUGAAAUCUCUGAUUUACCACACAAAUGGCUGCACCGUCUUCGAUUCCAAUGGCGACAUCGUCUACAGAGUCGAUAACUACGACAGAAAAUGCAGUCGGGAAGUAUUUCUCAUGGAUCUCAGAGGAAAAGUUCUGUUCACCAUCAGAAAAAAGAAAUUCUCGAUUCUUGGAGGAUGGGAAGGAUUUCGAUGGAUCGAAUCGGAGAGAAGUAAGAAGGCUAGCUUUGGAGUGAAGAAACUGUACAGAACAGCUUCGAGGAAGAGCAAUCAAUCGGUAUGUGAAAUAAAUGUGGGAUUUGAGAGAUUUUCAUUGGUGAAAAUGGAUGGGAAACUGGCUUUCAGAAUAAUCAACAUCAAUGGAGAAGUAGUUGCAGAGGUAAUUAUAAAUCUGAAUCUGAAUCUGAAUCUGAAUCUGAAUUUGGUAGAAGCGGAUUUGAAAAUAAUUGAUUUGAUUGUGUUAUUGCAGGCGAAAAGAAAAGUAUCAUGGAACGGAAUAUUAUUGGGAGAUGAUGUGUUGAGUUUAAAUGCAAAUUCUCAGAUUGAAAGAUCUUUGAUUAUGGCUUUGGUCACUGUUUAUGGCUUAAUCCGUCGCCAAAUGUAAAAUUAAAUUAUAAAGAGGAAAAAAUGAGGAAAAAAAACAGAGAGUUUAUACAAAUUUUCCUUUUUUUUUUUUUUUUUGGUUGAGGAUUUUGUGAUUUGUAUAGAACUUUCCGGAUUUUGGUUUCUUGUAAAGGAUUAGUGUAGAAGUUACGAAGGAAUACAGAUAUCAAUUUCAUUCAUUAAUUC